UCCCAGCGGCGAAGGCGGCCAUUGCACGAGGGCACAGCGGGGCCGGGGCGCUCCGCGCGCGCAAGUGGCGGCGAUGUCGUCUGAAAAGCCUCUGCCAGAAGGCAGUCCUCAAGGUGGGAGUGAUUCAGGUCCCCAGGAAGCAACAAAGUCCAGCCAAGAGAGCAACUUGGUUCCUCGCGAGCCUCAUGCUGGGACCCUUUGGGAGGACUCUGUCCCGGAGAAUGAGCCAUCUACAUCAUCUGCGAGAGCUGCUUCCACAGCAGUGAGGAAAGCGCCAGCUGUGUUGCAUAUUGACAUGCAGCAGAUCCAGACUGUGGUGCCCAGUGCCCAGGCAGAGGAGCUCAGAGGCCUUGGUGUGGAUGUGUACGACCAGGAAGUACUAGAGCAGGGCCUCCUCAAGCAGGUGGAUGAUGCAAUAAAUGAAGCAAACAAGGCAGUUCGUGUUGCUGAAGCCGAAAAGGAUUACCAGUCAGUGCUGGAUGAUUUCAGAUCAUGCACAACAUCUCUGAAACAAAUCGACACAAUUAUUGAACAGCUGACUCCUCACGCUGCUGCCAGCAAAGAUAUUAACCGAAAACUAGAUUCUGUGAAGCGGCAGAAAUACAACAAGGAACAACAACUGAAGAAGAUCAAAGCAAAGCAGAGGCACCUUGAGGCCAUUCUUGGUAAAAAGGCUCCUGAUGGAACAAGUGAGGCUGGAUUGGAGGAAACAGAAGAACCUGGGCCCUCGUGCCUUGGCAGCAUGCUUAUACCAGAACAGGAGACGGAAUGGGAGACACUCGUCCGAACUGGUCAGAUGACUCCUUUUGGAACAAAAAUAUCCCAGAAGGAAGAGAAGAAGCCCCGCCGGGUGAUGCUCAAUGAAUCCUCGGAAUUUGAUAAGUAUUUGGCAGAUCAAGCGAAGCUCUCGUUUGAAAGGAAGAGGCCUUCCUUUCAUAAGGGAUCCAAGUGGAAAGGGCAUGCAGAGAACAGUCCUGCUAAAAUGCCGGCGCGUUGCCUCAAGGGCAAAGGGGACAAGGAGAAGCGCCUGUCAAAACCAGACCGUUGUCUGCAGAAGCACAUUAGGAAGCUUCAGAACCACGUUCUCCACGUUCAGUCCAAGAGCAAACCCCUGAAGGUCCGGGAGGUACUGGGAGAUGAUCGGCCAGAGGGCAGCGAAGAGUCUGACUGUGCGCGCGAGGAAGAGCUUUCCAGUCUGGAGGACGAGUGGCUUCCUGACAGGUCCAGCCCUGAUGCUUACCAGUUGAAACCUCUGCCGCAGAGAAAGAAAAAUUCAUCAGUGAAAGAGUUUCAGGAAGAAACUGAAGAAGGUGACUUUUCCCCAAGUUCCGAUGAAGGGGAAGAAGGCAUUGUUGGAAAACGUGGAAUAAAGAGAUGCAGAGACGAUGGCGAUGAACAUUACUAUAGACAGAGACUGAGAAGGUGGCAUAAACAACGGCUGAAAGAGCGCCACAAGCAGCUGAUGGCAGGGGAAGAUUCGGACGAAAGCGAUGCCGAAUUUGACGAGGGUUUCCGAGUGCCGGGUUUUCUCUUCAAGAAGCUUUUCAAGUACCAGCAGACAGGUGUUAGGUGGCUCUGGGAAUUGCACUGCCAGCAGGCGGGAGGAAUUCUGGGAGACGAGAUGGGAUUGGGCAAGACCAUCCAGAUAAUUGCCUUCUUGGCAGGUCUGAGCUACAGCAAGAUCAGGACUCGCGGUUCAAAUUACAGGUUCAGAGGCCUGGGCCCGACAGUGAUUGUGUGUCCGACCACAGUGAUGCAUCAGUGGGUGAAGGAGUUCCAUACUUGGUGGCCUCCAUUCCGAGUGGCAAUUCUACACGAGACAGGCUCUUAUACCAACAAAAAGGUGAGGCUGAUUCGAGAGAUUGCAGCAUGCAACGGCAUUUUGAUCACUUCCUACUCGUAUAUUCGCUUGCUGCAAGAUAGCAUCCAUGGUUCUGACUGGCAUUACGUGAUUCUAGAUGAGGGGCAUAAGAUCCGGAACCCAAAUGCUGCCGUUACGGUUGCUUGCAAACAGUUCAGCACUCCGCAUCGAAUCAUCUUGUCUGGCUCACCAAUGCAAAACAACCUGAAGGAGCUGUGGUCUCUCAUGGACUUCGUAUUUCCCGGCAAACUGGGAACGCUGCCUGUCUUCAUGGAGCAAUUUUCCGUUCCAAUAACCAUGGGGGGGUACGCCAAUGCUUCUCCGGUUCAGGUUAAAACUGCCUAUAAGUGUGCUUGUGUUUUACGGGAUACCAUUAACCCUUACCUGCUGCGAAGAAUGAAGUCAGAUGUUCAGAUGAGCCUCUCACUACCAGAUAAAAAUGAACAGGUUCUGUUUUGCCGUUUAACAGAUGAGCAAUACCAAGUUUACAAAAACUUCAUCGAUUCCAAAGAAGUUUAUCAGAUCCUCAAUGGAGACAUGCAGGUUUUCUCCGGACUGAUCUCCUUGAGAAAGAUCUGCAACCACCCGGACCUCUUUUCCGGCGGCCCCAAGAUUUUGAAGGGUGUUCCUGAUGAAGAAUUAAACGAAGAGGACCAUUUUGGUUACUGGAAGCGUUCUGGGAAGAUGAUUGUCAUUGAGUCUCUGCUCAAAAUCUGGCAGAGGCAGGGCCACCGAGUGCUGCUGUUCACUCAGUCACGGCAGAUGUUGCACAUCCUGGAAGCGUUCCUGAGGCAGAGGAGCUACUCCUACUUGAAAAUGGACGGCACCACGGCAGUCGGGUCCAGGCAGCCGCUGAUAGCGAGAUACAACCAGGAUGCAUCGAUAUUCGUCUUCCUCCUCACCACUCGGGUCGGUGGGCUUGGCGUGAACCUGACAGGGGCCGACAGAGUGAUUAUCUACGACCCAGACUGGAAUCCCAGCACGGAUACCCAAGCUCGAGAGCGGGCGUGGCGGAUAGGCCAGAAAAAAGAGGUGACUGUUUACAGGCUUCUCACCGCAGGGACCAUCGAAGAGAAGAUCUACCACAGACAAAUCUUCAAGCAGUUUCUAACAAACCGAGUGUUGAAAGACCCGAAGCAAAGGCGCUUCUUCAAGUCCAAUGAUCUUUAUGAGCUCUUUACGUUGACCAGCCCGGAUGGGGCUCAGGGGACAGAAACCAGCGCUAUCUUUGCAGGGACUGGUUCCGACAUCCCAACACCAAAGAGAGCAUCGAAGCGCAAAUCUUUGACCCUUGCUGAUGUGUCUAAAAAACGCACCCCUCAUUCCAAGCUCAAUUCAUCAAGACUCAGUGAACUGUCCAGUUCCUCCUCAGAAAGACAGCGUGCAACUUCACCUGCCGCUGCAAAUAUGGGAUCGGUUCAAAAUGUCAAGGAAAACACAGAAUCGCCCCCGCGAAUUGCUAAUUUCCCAAAGGAUAAUAUAGAUUCAUUUGCCAGAGUGGAAGAGAAAGCUUUCGAAACUCUUGCGGGAUCCCAGUCCAAAGGACAGCUUGGGCAGAAUGGCCCCUUUGAGACUCUGGGACAUUUGACCUCCUUUACCAUCGGUGAAUCAAGUUUCAGUGGAGAGAGGCAGCAUGAUUCUAUGCUUGAAAAUACCAGCCAAUGUGAGGAGCAAGACCAAGGCUUUCAGAGGGAGCCGUCCAGCGACACUCACAGCAAGCGCACUUGCAAAUUGAAACAUGGUAGCCCAGCGCGUGAAGGUGGGAAGGGCCCCUCGAAAAGGGUCCGAUGCUCUCACAAUGCUAGGUUUGAGGGCGAGCGAAUUCCUCACCUAGUGAAGAAAAGGAAGUACCAAGUGGAAGACAAGAACGGAGAGAGAGAUUCCAAGAAAAAUGAUGAUUAUGUGUUGGAGAAGCUUUUCAAAAAAUCAGGCAUCCAUAGCGUCAUGAAGCACGAUGCCAUCAUGGAAUCUUCCAGUCCAGAUUAUGUGCUGGUAGAAGCAGAAGCCAAUCGUGUUGCCCAAGAUGCUCUUCGAGCUUUGAAACUCUCUCGGCAGCGGUGCCGGGCAGCAGCUUCUGGCGUGCCCACUUGGACCGGCACCAGCAGCCUGUCUGGCCAGCCACCAAGAGUCAAGUUUGGACAGAAGAAGAACCCAGCCUUGGUGAUGCCGUUGCCAUCUCCUCCAUCUUCAGGAAAGACUUGUAAGGACGCCGAAAGAGUGAGAAACGAGAAUAAAAGCAGAACCGCUCCCAGCUGCCACUUUGACAGCCAAGUGAGAGAAGCCGUGGCUUCUUCGACUCCCCUGGACUCCUCAUCUCUGCUAGCCAAAAUGAGGGCGAGAAACCACCUGGUGGUCCCCCAGAGAAGAGAUGACCCAGGAGAGGAGAGCCUGCCAGCAGCAUUGGGGCCUGGGCUGCCCGCAGAAACGGAGCACGAUGAGUUGCUCGUCGACAUCCGGAACUUCCUCGCUUUCCAAGCCCAGGUGGACGGCCAGGCCACCACGCAGGAGCUGCUGCGAGAGUUUGAACCCAGGCUGACUGUGGAGCAGUCGUGCGUCUUCCGAGAACUCCUAAGAAACCUCUGCUCUUUCCACAGGAGCCCCAACGGGGAAGGGCUCUGGAAACUGAAACCAGAAUUUUCCUGACGAUGCUUUCGGGGUUGUGUGUGAUCCCUCUUGCCUCCUCUUUUAAAACUCACCAACAUAUUUUGUAUUGUACAUAUCAUAUUUAAUGAACUGACACUCGCUGGUUGCACUUCGAUUUCUUCCGUACGCUGCUUUUCGUCAGUGGUGCUCUCUACCUCAUGGUGCGGCAAUAACAAAGUGAAUCUCUCUGAUUUAUAGAGAGAAAUCUUGCAGUGAUUGGAACUCAGGGUGCCUCAGUAAUAGCUCGUAGACCUUCCGUUUGUGCUUUCUGAUUCCUGUGACUCAGUUUACCAGAAUGACUGGCUUGUAUGUUCUUUAGCCAAGAGUCAUGCGGCUGCUUCACAGCCACACAGCCUGGAGAACCCACAGCAGCCAACCGUCAGACGAGGACACGGGAGAUCAGGUUCAAAUCUGAACCAUCUGCAUCUGCAUCUGCACUGAAACCAUCUGGGCAACUUUAGACUGGUCACUUUUUCCUCAGUCUAAUCUACUUCACAGGGUUGUUCUUCAGGGAGUUCUAGAAGGGAGAGCCCUGCAUGUCAGCCGUGAGUUCCUUGGAGGGAGAAGCAGGAUAAAAACGUGAUCCAAGAUCCCAAGCCCAGACUCCAUGCAAUGAUAGCUCACCCGGCCUGUGUGGGCAACAGAACUUCUGUAAAAGAUCCAUUUAUAGCACAUGUUGUUGUCAGACACUGCAGUUUGCACGUUCACACAGCAGUGUUUUGUUCUGGCGUCUUUUCCCUGCCUGCAGUGAGAAGGGUAAGAAGAACAAGGAUGUUGAUCAGAUUUAGGAAAGUGAGUCUUACCCUGAACUCUGAGGAGAAGCUGCCCCCCCCCCCUCCCAAUUUGGGCUUUGCUCCCAAUCCUUUCCCUAGAGGUCUUAAUUUGCACCUCUGCCUCUUUCCGUACCCAGCCCGGAGAAGAGUCUGUGUCUCCCUCCAGGCCAAGGGGAGUUCUGGGAGGGGGAGGGCGGCAGAGAGAAGAGAGCACCGAGCGCAUUUCUGUUCCCGCAGGGCCACGGCAUAAAAGAAGGCGCACCUCUGACCAGUUGGGAAUGGAGCUCAGGCCAGAAUUCAUUUGUGGAAGUUUCCUUCUUUCUUGGGAAGGGGGCUGAGUUGCAGAGCUGGCCCUGAGGGCCCACCCUUCUCUGAGGCUGGCGCUGUGAUGCCAAAGGCAGGAAAUGUGCCCAGGCCUUGGCCCGUGUGAGCCCCGCGUCUUCACUGUGCCAAGGGGCACUGUCCAUUUUAUGUUGUUUUGACCACAAACUUUCAGUAGAACUUGUAACUUCUGCGACGUUACUAAUUAAGAGAGUAUCAUCUCUCUGGAACCCGGAGCCGACACUGUGGGGGAAACUGGAGUCGGGGGUGGAGACUCGGUGCUAAGCGAAGAGAGCCAGUUCUGUCAAAGGACAACGGGCUGGAUUCUCAACACUUUUGCCACAGAGCUGACUUUAGC
Messenger RNA from Sphaerodactylus townsendi, 5956 nucleotides. RefSeq names its product ERCC excision repair 6, chromatin remodeling factor (gene ERCC6). Lineage: Eukaryota; Metazoa; Chordata; Lepidosauria; Squamata; Sphaerodactylidae. Gene Ontology annotation, cellular component: nucleus. The transcript is spliced from 21 exons. The coding region runs from base 74 to 4504 and encodes 1476 amino acids. The record is from RefSeq and is a predicted model, not a curated record. Gene Ontology annotation, molecular function: ATP binding; ATP-dependent chromatin remodeler activity. Gene Ontology annotation, biological process: transcription-coupled nucleotide-excision repair.